CUUGAUUUGACCUGUAUCUGGCAACCCUGGUUGAUUCUUAAAACUGAAAGUAAUGGCUGCGUCUUCUUGCUCUGUUUUGGGUGCCUGAAAUUCCAGACUGAUUUAAUUACAAGGAGCUCAGACAUAAGAAGAAAACACAGAUCGUGAUGGCAGCAGUGGAGGACGUAGAGACUUCUCUGCAGACAAGCUCCCUAAACGAGGGUGCUGUCAGGAUUCUGCUGGUGGGUAGAAUUGGAUCAGGGAAAAGCUCAUCAGGAAACACAAUACUGGGACAGAAACUGUUUAAGAGUCCAAACCGCUACAAAGAGAAAGUUACAAAAACAUGUGAAGAACAAACCUGCCAAGUUUCUGGAAGAGAGGUGUGUGUGAUCGACACUCCGGACCUGCUGGAUCCGAACCUCACUGAAGAUCAGCUGGAGCAGGAGAAGGAAAAGCUGAAGUCUCUUUGUCAGGCUGGUCUUCAUGCUGUUCUGCUUGUGGUUCCUGUUGGAGGAGAUCUGCAGAACGAGGAGGAGAUGCUGGAGUUCACUAAAGCACUACUGGGUCAGGAGGUCCUGAAUUUUGUGCUGGUUCUGUUCACUAUGGGAGAGAGACUGGAGGAUGACGAGACAUUGGAAGACUAUGUCAAGGGUGGAGAAGAGAAGCUGCAAACACUGGUUAGAAACUGUGGAAACAGGACCCACACCUUCAGAAACAUGGAGAAAAACCAAAGCCAAGUCUCUGAUCUUCUAGAGAAGAUUAAUGGAAUGGUGACCUCCAACAGAGGAAUAUUCAAGAGGAGGAAAAGCAUUGAGCAUCCUUUAGAUUUUUCAGGGCCUAAAAAACAACCUCCCCAGUUAAGGCUGGUCCUGCUGGGAAAGACUGGAGUUGGGAAGAGUGCUUCUGGAAACACCAUCCUGGGGAGACGCAUAUUUGAGGAUGAAGUCAGCUCAGCAUCCCAGACAAAGCAGUGCACUGUACAGAAGAUUGUGAGAGAUGGCAAGGAGCUUUCUGUGAUUGACACUCCUGGACUAUUUGAUAAUACACUGAGUAAUGAAGAGAUUAUUCAGGAAAUUGCUAAGUGCUUGACUUUAGCGUCUCCAGGACCGCAUGCAUUUCUCAUAGUGAUAGGUCUGGGCAGAUUCACUCCAGAAGAAAAGAACACCAUUGAGGAAAUUAAGGAGCUGUUUGGUAAGGAUGUCACAAAACAUACAAUGGUUCUGUUCACUCAUAAAGAUACUUUAAAGGGAAAAACUAUCGAUGAGUUUUUGCGGAAUGGUGAUGCAGACCUGAAACAGCUGGUGAAAGACUGUGAUGGCAGGUUUCAUAGCUUUGACAACAACUCCCAGAACUACACACAGUUCACAGAGUUCCUGUCCAAAGUAGACAAGAUGGUAAGAAAAAAUCACUUCUGCAAUAAUGAGAUGUUUAAAGGUCUUGAAUGUAAAAUACAGCAAAUACAGAAAGAAAAGCUAGACAAAAAGUUGAAGCAAUGCAAAGGAGACAACCCUGAUAUCUCUCAGACUGAAUGGCAGAAAAUCUACUGGAAAUUAGUGGAAGAAUCAAGAAACGAAGCACAGGAAAGUGUCAUCAAAGAGAUCUGCGCUGUAGCUUUUGCAAAAUUAGCAGGGAAACUAACAGUGACAAGUGCAGAGAAAGAAAGUGCCAUUGAAGCUACAGAGAGGAAGGGGAUCAGCAGGAGUGAAGCUUUGCGCUUAGCUGUGAAAGCCACUCGGAAACUAGCAGUUAAAAGGGUGUGUCAACAUCAGUGAAAUAUAAGAAGAGUUGCGCUGUGAAAUACACCGGGAGAAACAUAUCUUACACCAAAUACUCAUUUUUGACAUUUCCUUAUUUUAAAAGAAUCAAUAUAACAUAAAAUAACAUAAAUCCAAUGGGCGGCACGAUGGCUUAUGGGCGGCAUGAUGGCUUAUGGGCGCCAUGGUGGCUUAGUGGUUAGCACGUAAGCCUCCCAGCACUGGGGUCUUGAGUUCAAGUCCCUAUCUGGGUGGAGUUUCCAUGUUCUCCCCUUGUCUGUGUGGGUUUCCUCCGGGGACUCUGGUUUCUUCCCACAGUCCAAAAACAUGGUGAUCAGGUAAAUUGGAUAAUCUAAAUUGCCCAGGAAAAUUGAUUACUCUAAAUUGAUCUGGUUAAUUGGAUACUCUAAAUUGAUCUGGUGUGUAAAGUGUUUGGUAUAUAUGCAAGUUUGUGUAUGUGUACAUGUAUGUAUGGCUGUGUGCCCAGAUAUAGAUUGGCACUCUGUCGUGGGUAAUUGCUGUAGUGCCCGGCGCAGUCCUCCAGGUGGACGGUCGUUUCCGGUUGAGAGUACGCUGUGCACUAUUGGACGGUUGUUUCCGGUUGAGAGUACGCUGUGCACUAUUGGACGGUCGUUUCCGGUUGAGAGUACACUGUGCACUAUUGGCUGCCGCUUCUCACAGGUGUCUGGAUGAGUGUUGAUGUGUAAUGUGCUUGAAAAAUGUGUAAAUUGUAAAGCGUAUUUGGGUUUCUAGAAAGGCGCUAUAUAAGUUGAACUUCAUAAAACUUCAAAGUCAUGUCUGCUCAAUAGAUGAAAAUAUGUGGAAUAUUGUUUUUGGACAGUGCUGAAUGCUAGAGUUAUAUUGCCAAAAUAUUUGCUGGUCUGCCUUCGCAUGCAUAAGAACUUUUGGUGACAUCCCAUUCUUAAUCCAUAUUGUUUAGUAUGAUGUUGGUCCAUCCUUUGCAUUUGUAACAUCUUUAACUCUUCUGGGAAGGCUUCACCAAACUUUACGCUUGGCACAAUGCAGUCAUACAAGUAUAAUUUUCUAGCAACUACCAAACCCAAACCCAGACUCAUCCACCCGAUCAUGAGAUGAUGAAGUGUAAUUUGUCAGUCCAGAGAACACGUCUGCACUGCUCUAGAGGCAGGUGGUGGCACGCUGUACUCCACUGCAUCCAGCACGUAGCAUUGCAUUGAUGGAUGAAGCUGCUCGGCCACGGAAACCCAUUUUAUGAAGCUCUUUACACUUUACUGUUCUUGAGAUAAUUUAAAGGCCACAUGACGUUUGCUGGUCUGUUGAGAUUGGCUGCAGAAAGUUGGUAACAUCUGCGCAGUAUGCACCUCAGCAUCCACUGAUACACUGCCACUUUUACAUAGUCUAGUUGCUGUUGUGCCCAGUUGCUUCCAGUGUGUUAUAAUAUCACUGACAGUUGAUGGAAUAUUUAGUAGUGAUAUUUUCAUUAAUGUUUUUAGAAACAGUCUGCAUUCCUAGGUGCUUGGUUUUAUACACCUGUGGCCAUGAAAGUGAUUGGCAGACCUGAUGUUACUGUAUUAGUUUUGCUUAAAAACAUCUCUAUACAAACAUAAACUCUUUGUUUUUAAGCUUUAGGCAAUGUAUGUUUUGUAUAUAUGCUUCACUGUUAUUAAUUUGUUGUUGUGAAUUAUAUGAUUUACAGGUACAUGAAGAAGUAUGUAUUGUGUACUUUUACUGUCGGAAACAGUUCUCUUAUACACUGUAUAUAUAUAUAUAUAUAUAUAUAUAUAUAUAUAUAUAUAUAUAUAUAUAUAUGUUAUUCAUAACCCAAUUAUACAUUUUGUAUGUUUCAUUCAGAAUUAUGGUCAUGAUCAUUUUUGUUAUGACAUUUGUUGGAACUUGCACAUACUUUAGUAAGCUACAUUUCUAUACAUGCUGUUUAUUGUCAUAAAUUAUGUUGCUUAAUUUUUUAAGAAUAUUGUGAUGCUUCCAUAAUUGUAUAUUGUUUCUAUUAAUUA
This is a messenger RNA of Astyanax mexicanus (Mexican tetra), 3724 nucleotides long. RefSeq names its product GTPase IMAP family member 8-like. Gene Ontology annotation, molecular function: GTP binding. The record is from RefSeq and is a predicted model, not a curated record. NCBI's taxonomy places the organism in Eukaryota, Metazoa, Chordata, Actinopteri, Characiformes, Acestrorhamphidae. The transcript has 4 exons. Bases 147 to 1751 code for a protein of 534 amino acids.